Messenger RNA from Penicillium mononematosum, 1074 nucleotides. Its product is annotated as NAD(P)H-dependent flavin oxidoreductase. The record is from RefSeq and is a predicted model, not a curated record. Gene Ontology annotation, molecular function: nitronate monooxygenase activity. NCBI's taxonomy places the organism in Eukaryota, Fungi, Ascomycota, Eurotiomycetes, Eurotiales, Aspergillaceae. The transcript has 8 exons. Bases 1 to 1074 code for a protein of 357 amino acids.
AUGUCUCUUACCACUCCGGUCACACGCCUGUUAGGCUGCGAGCACCCCAUACUUUUGGCGGGAAUGGGAAAUACGUCCAAAGCGCCCCUGGUCGCAGCAGUGUCAAACGCGGGUGGAUUUGGAGUAAUUGGAGGAGUCAGAUAUACACCAUCCAUGCUUCGGGAGUUACUCGCUGAGGUGAAGGAACACCUUAAAGAUCCGUCUCUGCCUUUCGGUGUUGAUCUUUUACUGCCCCAGGUUGGAGGAUCGGCCCGCAAAACAAACAGAGACUAUACCAAAGGUCAACUGGACGAGCUCAUUGAUAUUAUAAUCGAGAGUGGAGCGAAGCUUUUCGUUGCGGCAGUUGGCCUUCCUCCACGCGAUGUUGUUAAUAAGCUGCAUGCUGCCGGCGUAUUGUACAUGAACAUGGUCGGCCAUCCCAAGCAUGCCGUCCGAGCUUGCGAAAAUGGCGCAGACAUAAUCUGUGCCCAAGGAGGCGAGGCUGGCGGUCAUACGGGGGAUAUUUCAACAAGUAUCCUUGUUCCUGCCUGUGCCGACGUCUGUCAAAGGUACAAAUCGAGUCUCACGGGCCAGCCAGUUCAGCUGGUCGCAGCAGGCGGCAUGGCCGAUGGUCGUAGUCUCGCUGCCGCUUUGUCACUCGGCGCGAGUGCUGUAUGGGUUGGCACUCGGUUUGUUGCUUGCAAGGAGUCAGGUGCCCCCGAAAUUGCAAAGGAUCAGAUCAUAAAAGCAACCUUCGAUUCGACAAUUAGAUCAACUUUCUGGUCUGGCCGCCCCCUCCGUGCGCUGAAAACCCCUCUUGUGGCAGAUUGGGAAGCCAAUCGUGCAGAGGAAAUGAGAGCCCUGCAGUCUCGAGGCAUCGUGGUAAUGGAACAUGAGUUGGAUAGAAUGCAUGACACCGGUGCAUUGACGGAGGACCUUGAGGAGCAGGCGACGUUGAGGCCGAUGGGGAUAGUGGCAGGUUUGAUCAACAAGCCAAAUCAGCCAGCAAAGGAUAUAGUGGAGGAGAUGGUUCAGGGUGCGGUGGAGGCACUAAGUAAAGCGCAGAAGUUGAUGGGUAAACAGGCAAAACUGUGA